GCCACAACGGACAGAGGACAUCCACCAUGAAGCCAUUGAACAUCCGUUGUAUGAAGUUCUUUCUUACAUUGCUUAAUAUCUUAUUCAUUUUGUUAGGUUUGGCGUUGAUCUCCGUGACGGUGAUGAACAUUCGUGAGCGUAAGAUCCGGCCGGAGCAGUCAGCUGUCUCCCGCGGUGUCCUGUCGUUCCUGUUGACCGUCGGUUUGGCGCUGCUGGUGGCGGCCGUGCUGGGCUGCGUAGGCGCUCUCAGAGAGAACAUCAAGCUACUUUAUGCGCACGCGUGUUUCUUCAUUUUCCUGAUCCUGCUGGAGGGCGCAGUUGCGUUGGGCGGCGCCCUUGUCAGCACUUGGGUCGUCACCGGCAACAGUCUGCGCGGACAAUUUUACAAGAACUCGACUGUAGAAGACCAUACCAAUCAGGCAUAUUGGGACCGUACGCAGGCAGAGAAUCAAUGCUGCGGUGUAGACGGUCCGCGAGACUACAAGGUUCUCCAUCUGGAGAUACCAGUGUCCUGCUGUCCUCAGGGAUAUCCUAUCAAAGAGGGAGGCGCUAGGAAACAUCUUCACGCAUCCUGCAUAACUGAACGAACGUAUUACGUCAGAGGAUGCGAGAAUGUGUUAGUUCAGAAGAAAGCUUACAAAGGCAACCUCAUUAUUGUAUCUGGAGUUGUUUUUGUUAUGUUAGAAAUUCUCAGUGAGUCUUUGGCUAUCUGGAUGGCGAGGACGAUUAAAUCGGAGCGCAGAAGACUGCAACAAAACUUACAGGCUCACUUCGAAUCUUAGUAU
Papilio machaon (common yellow swallowtail) is the source of this 785-nucleotide messenger RNA. Its product is annotated as 23 kDa integral membrane protein. The transcript has 5 exons. The record is from RefSeq and is a predicted model, not a curated record. NCBI's taxonomy places the organism in Eukaryota, Metazoa, Arthropoda, Insecta, Lepidoptera, Papilionidae. Gene Ontology annotation, cellular component: membrane. The coding region runs from base 27 to 782 and encodes 251 amino acids.